AUGGCGAGAUCGCCGACACGUUCACCGCCCAAGUCCCCGCAGAAUAGAUCUUUUGACGCCUUCCUCAACGCGAAUGUGACGACAGUCAACUCUCGGGAAGGCACACAACUCGCUGAAGCAACCCCGCAAUUGGAUUUCCCACAACGUAUUGACGCCCCCGAAAGUAUCAAAACGCCAGAGAGGGAUUUCCCCCAGACGAGAGAGGAACGUCUGCAGAAGACAGUGUUCUCACCGCAUGCUACCGCACUACGCAAGCUAAAGACACAAAUCCGCUCUUCGUUUGACAAUGGAGCAGAGAUAGAGGCCAAGCUAAGCUGCUGCUCCUCUCAAAAGUUGAAGGACCGAGGCAGAGCAGUGUCGUCGAAGCUUAUCAAGGAGUAUUCCAUGUUGGCAGAGUCGAGCAAGCGUGCAGGUCGGCACGAUGCCGAGUGUACUACCUACUUGUGUCUUGGGAUCCUUCACGACAACGUUGAGGACUACUCAAAAGCCAUCGACUGCUACCUACUCGUGCUCUCCAUUAGCGAGAGUACGCAGAACAAAUUGUUCAUGGGGUUAGCUGCUAACUGCAUUGGUGUGGACUACCAGCUUUUGUCCUCCUCCACGAAAGACUUCAGCUAUACUGGCAAGUUUGUGGCUCCACUUAAUCGUUCUCUUCAGAAUGCACUUGUAUACCACGAGAAGCAUUUGGAGGUUGCAGACGACGCUGGCAAGUUUGUGGCUCAUUUGAAUUUGGGCCUUGCACUUGGCUCCCUUGACCGCCCGAACGAAGCAGCUCACUACUACCAGGAGGCACUUCGUUUGGCUAUCCAGUUGAACAGUGCGUACGGUCAAAGUCUUGCUGUAGGCAACCUGGGGCUGCUAGCGAGCCGUCAAAAUGAUCUAGAUACAGCGGUCGCGUGCAUGAAUCAGCAUCUACAGCUCAUCCAGUCUGUCAAUGAUCGUCCAGCCGAGACAUUCGCGUGGAUUCAGCUCGGUCAUCUUGCUAGUCGCCGAGAAGAAUUUGAAAAGGCAGAGCGGGCCUUCGACCAGGCUCAUCGGCUAGCUCAGGAACUUGGAGAUGCUGGCACAGUAAAACAGUGCAGUUGCUACUUAGGAGUCGCUCGAGCGCGUCUUCAAAUGCAAGCAUAUGUCCGAGAGCUCACUAGCUCGUUAUUACCAGCAGCGAACUGAGGACGAAGGCCGCUUCAAUACAAGGCUCCUCGUGGGGGGGGGGUCCCGCGUGAAAUACUAUCCUUUCUUCUGUCA
Phytophthora infestans T30-4 is the source of this 1245-nucleotide messenger RNA. RefSeq lists its product as uncharacterized. Gene Ontology annotation, molecular function: protein binding. The transcript has 4 exons. Lineage: Eukaryota; Oomycota; Peronosporomycetes; Peronosporales; Peronosporaceae. The record is from RefSeq and is a predicted model, not a curated record. The coding region runs from base 1 to 1170 and encodes 389 amino acids.